AUGUCUCUGGCAGCCGGUCUCGUCGCAGCUAACAUCACUGCAGCCCUCGCAGCUUGCUCUGCUGAAGGCUCUUUCGACCACAAGGUCUUCUUCGCAAAGGUCGGCCUGUCCGCCAAGUCUGCUGAUGACAUCAAGAAAGCCUUCGCGGUCAUUGACCAGGACAAGAGCGACUUCAUUGAGGAGGACGAGCUGAAGCUGUUCCUGCAGAACUUCUCCGCAGGCGCCAGAGCUCUGAGCGACGCUGAGACCAAGAAGUUCCUCGCAGCCGGUGACUCUGAUGGUGAUGGCAAGAUUGGAGUUGAUGAGUUCGCCGCAAUGGUCAAGCAGUGA
This is a messenger RNA of Limanda limanda (common dab), 330 nucleotides long. RefSeq names its product parvalbumin 3 (gene pvalb3). Gene Ontology annotation, molecular function: calcium ion binding. Gene Ontology annotation, cellular component: nucleus; cytoplasm. Lineage: Eukaryota; Metazoa; Chordata; Actinopteri; Pleuronectiformes; Pleuronectidae. Bases 1 to 330 code for a protein of 109 amino acids. The transcript has 4 exons. The record is from RefSeq and is a predicted model, not a curated record.